Molecule: messenger RNA, 926 nt
Organism: Vitrella brassicaformis
Lineage: Eukaryota; Vitrellaceae
Source: the annotation of a GenBank genome assembly
UCAGUGUCCGAGUGCUGGCCCGACGUGAGGUCUGGCUGGCUUGGGCGGCCUGGCCCUCUUGGCUGGGAAGCGUCGUCGUCGUCUCUCUGCCGCUGACACCUCGAGGGGCACUGGGAGAGGCGCAGCCUGUGCCUGAAUACACAUGCGCGCACAUACAAACAUCAAUCGAUGGGAGACACCUUUGUGUGUGUGUGUGUGCUCUGCUUACUUGGAGCUUCCGGCAGUACUCUUGGCAAGAAGAGCCGUGGUAGAGAUGCCUGGGCUUCUCCUUGCUCUUGCGGAGCAGCAUGCCGCCAGCCGUGAUGCACUUGCAGUCUACACACACGUAAAGAUACAUGGACCAACCCAUUCGAUCACAUGGCAUGAGGUUCGCGUACCGCAUGGCUUGGGGAGUCGGUCGACUGGCGGUAGUUUCCCGAAGUCAGCGAUGCUCUUGCCCGGCACAGGGAAGUCAGGCAGACGAGGCUCGGGACCUGACCAAUCAAUCAAUAAACAAAUUGCACAUACAUGGAUAGACGCACGAAUGUGCGCUGAGUGCAUGGGCCACAUGUGUACUGACCGAGGACGAACGGCGAGGGGGCGGGCGUCGCCACUGCACACGCACGCACGCACAGAGACAGGCAGGAGGGAGACAUGACAUACACACUCAUCUGUUUAUGUCUCUCUGCGUGCUGUUGCCGUCGAAGAGGUCGGUGGGUGUGGCGAAGUCGGGGUCUUUGGGUGGGCAUUUCUUGGGGAACGGAUGCGCGUCGUCAUAGAUCGAGUACUGCGGCGGGAUGAGGUUCGUGUUGACAAACAUCGAAAACAUAAGUCACACACAAAUUUCGUUCCGUUCUGCCUGUCCCGAUGGAGUCCGUCCAUCUUUAUUGGCGCCACGUACUUGAGUAUAAAAUGUACGCAGAGAUGAAAAGUGGCCGAUUGGCCAU